Messenger RNA from Drosophila takahashii, 1717 nucleotides. RefSeq names its product thioredoxin domain-containing protein pretaporter (gene prtp). Gene Ontology annotation, biological process: protein folding. Gene Ontology annotation, cellular component: endoplasmic reticulum. NCBI's taxonomy places the organism in Eukaryota, Metazoa, Arthropoda, Insecta, Diptera, Drosophilidae. The record is from RefSeq and is a predicted model, not a curated record. Gene Ontology annotation, molecular function: protein disulfide isomerase activity.
AGUGUAGUGCAUUUUAUUUUAGAAUACGAAUUUUAAAUCUCUCCCAGCGUUUCGUGCAUCAUGUUGGCCAGGUCCUUCUUAUCCGUGGCCGUGUGCGGCCUGCUGCUAUCGCCCCUCCUGCCCGCCGCCCGUGCGGCCCAGGAGGAGGACUCCUCCGCCGGCAAACAGGCGGAAAAGCAGUUCGCCGUGGAACUGGACCCGGAAACCUUCGACACCGCGAUUGCCGGCGGCAAUGUCUUCGUCAAGUUCUUUGCGCCUUGGUGCGGCCACUGCAAGCGCCUCCAGCCGCUGUGGGAGCAGCUGGCCGAGAUCAUGAACGUGGAUGAGCCCAAGGUGAUCAUCGCCAAGGUGGACUGCACCAAGCACCAGACAUUGUGCGCCGCCCACCAGGUGACCGGCUACCCGACGCUGCGCCUCUUCAAGCAGGGCGAGGAGGAGUCGGUCAAGUUCAAGGGCACCCGCGACCUGCCCGCCAUCACGGACUUCAUCAACCAGGAGCUGAGCACGCCCGCCGAGGCGGAUCUGGGCGAGGCCAAGCGCGCGGAUGUGGAGAACCCCAAUCUGGGCAAGGUGGUCGACCUCACCGAGGACACCUUCGCCAAGCACGUGUCCAGUGGCAAUCACUUUGUCAAGUUCUUCGCCCCCUGGUGCAGUCAUUGUCAGCGCUUGGCGCCCACCUGGGAGGAGCUGGCCAAGGAGCUGGUGAAGGAGCCCGCCGUGACCAUCUCGAAGAUCGACUGCACCCAGUUCCGCUCCAUCUGCCAGGACUUCGAGGUCAAGGGCUAUCCCACGCUGCUCUGGAUCGAGGAUGGCAAGAAGAUUGAGAAGUACUCGGGUGCCCGCGACCUGUCCACGCUGAAGAGCUACGUGGAGAAGAUGGUGGGCGUGCCGCUGGAGAAGACCGAGGGCGAGGAGGCGGCCGCCACCAAGGAGACUGCCGGCGAGGAGGAGGCGGCAGCGGCGGCGGCCAAGAAGCUGACGCCCCAGCAGCUGACCGGCGAGGCCGAGUUCGAUGCGGCCAUUGCCGAGGGCGUGGCCUUCAUCAAGUUCUACGCCCCGUGGUGCGGACACUGCCAGAAGCUGCAGCCCACCUGGGAGCAGCUGGCCACGGAGACGCACCAGGCGCAGAGUGGCGUGAGGAUCGCCAAGGUGGACUGCACGGCGCCGGAGAACAAGCAGGUGUGCAUCGACCAGCAGGUCGAGGGCUAUCCUACGCUAUUCCUCUACAAGAACGGGCAGCGCCAGAACGAGUACGAGGGCAGUCGCUCCCUGCCGGAGCUGCAGGCCUACCUCAAGAAGUUCCUCGGCCACGACGAGCUCUAAGUCGGAGGAGCAGGGGAUCAGCAGCAGUCGAAUGAACAAAAAUCGCCCGCCAAACUAAUCGUAAUCGUAAUGUUUUCUCUUCAAAAAACACCGGCAUAAACCGACCUCUGUGAGGAGUCCGCAUUUAAAGAAUAUAUGAACAACACCCAAAAGACAAAGUGCUAGCCGGAGUCCAUGAGUCGUUCUUAGUGUUUCCCCCGCUGUGUUCCCCCCACCCCCUUUUUUAUGUUUUUAGUAUUUACGGUAAUGGGGCACCAGGACUGUGUGCACGAGAAAAGCCAUUUAGCAAACAUUAUUUCCAAUUCUAACAUCAUUUUGUGGUCGUUAGGCUACUUUUAAGUCAUUCUUAGGAAAAAUUGUCGACACAAUACAAAUAAAUAUCAAUUGGAAAACA